Molecule: messenger RNA, 1745 nt
Organism: Nematolebias whitei (Rio pearlfish)
Lineage: Eukaryota; Metazoa; Chordata; Actinopteri; Cyprinodontiformes; Rivulidae
Product: soluble calcium-activated nucleotidase 1
Exons: 5
Coding region: 1-1416 (471 amino acids)
Biological process (GO): proteoglycan biosynthetic process
Molecular function (GO): calcium ion binding; GDP phosphatase activity; UDP phosphatase activity
Source: RefSeq, a predicted model, not a curated record
AUGAGGGCAGAUAUUCAUGUGGGAACACGGGCUGGAUUUAUGCGUGCGAAGGAGAACAGCAUGAUGGUUGCAGCGUGUUCAGAUGACAAGAGGCGAAGAAAGGAUGGUCGUAGGUUUCAUACCCAGCCUUUACCUGACUCAGAGGAUGAGGUGGAAACUUCCAUGAGCUCGUUUCAAAUCACCGCUCGAGGCUUACCGCUGGCCUUGGCGUCUAUGACACAGACUGUAUCCUCAGAUCUGCGCUUCCAGCCCAGAUGGAGAGCAAUAACUGUGACCAUCCUGCUGGUUUUAGUGCUCAUGUUAUAUCUGCACCGGACAGUAGGGGACAGAAAAUCCCCAACCAAAGGCUACUACCGGAGCAGGCUUCAGAAUGUUCACAUUCCCAGUGAGGCUGAGAAUGACGUCUUCAGGGACACUGAUGGGACCAAUCAACAAAGACUCAUUCGGUGUCAAAACGGAGAAAAACCUUACAAUGACACAUAUCCAUUAAGUCCUCAAGAGAAGACAUGGGAUGGCGUUCGCUACCGUAUAGGAGUUAUUGCAGAUCUGGACACAGCGUCACGAAGCUCCAAGGAUCAGACGUGGUUUAGCUACAUGAAACGAGGUUACCUGACCAUCUCCGAUAGCACUGACAGACUGAAGGUGGAAUGGGAUGCUGAAGCCGUCAUGCUGGAGAGCAAUCUGGCUGAGAAAGGACGAGGUAUGGAGCUGUCGGAGCUGGUGGCGUUUAACGGUCACCUGUACAGUGUAGAUGACCGUACAGGUGUGGUGUACAGGAUUCAGGGGAGCCGAGUCAUUCCCUGGGUAAUAUUACCUGAUGGAGAUGGCUCAGUCUCUAAAGGAUUCAAGGCCGAGUGGCUCGCAGUGAAGGAUGAGCACCUGUUCGUCGGAGGCCUGGGGAAGGAGUGGACGACGACGUCCGGGGAGGUCGUCAACAACAACCCAGAGUGGGUGAAAGUUGUUGGUUACAACGGCGAGGUGCAGCAUGAAAACUGGGUGCCCAACUACAACGCCCUGCGGAGUGCUGCAGGCAUCGAACCACCAGGCUACCUUAUCCAUGAAUCAGCAGCUUGGAGCAAGCGUCACCAGCGGUGGUUUUUCCUACCUCGCCGUGCCAGUCACGAGCACUACGAAGAGACGGCAGACGAGCGGCGUGCCACCAACCUCCUCCUGUCCUGCCCCGCAGACUUCAGCCACAUAACCACGCAGCGUGUCGGGCCAUUAAACCUCGCCCACGGCUUCUCUUCAUUUAGAUUUGUUCCAAACACGGACGAUCAGAUCAUCUUGGCUCUAAAGUCAGAGGAGGACGCCGGCAGGAUUGCCACGUACAUCAUUGGUUUUACACUGGACGGUCGGCUGCUGCUGCCCGAGACAAAGAUAGGAGACGUAAAGUACGAAGGGUUGGAGUUUAUCUGAAAGUGGCACAGUUAAAUUUUUUAAAACUUAUUUAAAUAAUGAUAAUAAAGUCAGGUGUUUUAUUCUAUCAGUUUUAUGUAAGACGUGACCAAAAAUGAUAAAUUUCACACUGAAAUUAAAAAACGCUGCUAAUGACGCACAACAGUUACUCCCAGGCAGCCAUCACCCGUUUUAAGUCCUGACUACUCCUUACAUUUCUUUUUAAAUUCUGAAUGGGAAAGCUUGGUUAGUUAAACUGAUCAAAACACAGAAACCAAAAAUGAGGGACAGUAAAAAUGUAUUUUAAACGGAAACGUUAAGUCGUUCCUGCUUUUGCUUAAUCCAUUUUA